UUAUCUGUUGUUCGCUGAUAUUUCACUGUGGAGGCACGUGUUGAGGGUGUUUGUUUGUGUUUACAUGUUUUAAAGAGAGAGAGAUAGAGGGGGGGGCGGUGUCCCUCAGCCUCCGCCCGCCUCCUCUAGCUCCGUGCAAACCGGCCGAGGGGCUCAGGAGGAGCCGCAGAGCCGCCGACAGAGGAGGGGGCGACGGCUGCUCAGACACCGGGAGACAGGGGCGAUGGCCGCCGGCUUAGGAUGCGGGGAAUCGGUGGAUCAGUACCGAGCCGAGGUGCAGCGGCUCACCCAGGAGCUGACCGAGGCGAACCGGGAGAAGAUCCGGGCUGCGGAGUGCGGACUGGUGGUGCUGGAGGAGAACCAGGCGCUGAAACACAAGUAUGCGGAGCUGGAGACCGAGCAGGAGACCCUCAGGAAGGAGUUGGAGCAGUUGCAGGAGGCGUUCGGCCAGGCCUACACCAACCAGCGUAAGGUGGCGGAGGAUGGGGAGACCAACGAGGAGACACUGCUGCAGGAGUCCGCCUCCAAAGAGGCCUACUACACCGGGCGGGUGUUGGAGCUGCAGACGGAGGUGACGCUGAGCCGCUCGGUGGCGUCCAACACGCAGGCAGAAAACGAGCGGCUCAACGUGCUCACGCAGGAGCUGCGAGAGAGUAACGAGAUGCUGGAGCUGCAGAGGAGCAGGAUGAGGGAGGAGAUCAAGGAGUACAAGUUCAGAGAGACCAGGCUUCUCCAGGAUUACACCGAGCUGGAGGAGGAGAACAUCACGCUGCAGAAACUGGUCUCCACUCUCAAGCAAAACCAGGUGGAGUAUGAGGGACUCAAGCAUGAAAUCAAGGUGCUGGAGGAGGAGACCGUCCUUCUCAACAGCCAGCUCGAAGACGCUCUACGUCUGAAGGACAUCUCCGAGGGUCAGUUGGAAGAAGCCCUGGACGCCCUGAAGAGUGAGCGUGAGCAGAAGAACAACCUGAGAAAGGAGCUCGCCCACCACCUCAGCCUGAGUGACAGCGUCUACGGGGCCGGGGCCCAUCUGGCGCUCACCGUCACCGGCGUCGAGGGCCUCAAGUUCCCAGAGGAGACGAUUGUGACCAACGGCACCAACGGCGGCACCCUGCCCGCCGCUAAUGGCAAUAGCGAGGACAGCAACUGGCGCAACGGUCACAUGCACGUGAGCACGGGGCUGGCGAAGAUGAACGGGGAGUAUCGGUCGGGCCGGAAGGGAGAAGCCCUGCACCCGGUGCCGGACCUGUUCAGUGAGCUCAACCUGUCCGAGAUGCAGAAGCUCAAACAGCAGCUGCUGCAGGUGGAGUGUGAGAAGGCCGCGCUGCUCUUGAACCUGCAGGAGUCACAGACCCAGCUGCAGCACACGCAGGGCGUCCUGACCGAGCAGAGCGAGCGCGUCCAUCGUCUCACGGAACGCGCCAAUGCCAUGAAACGUCUCAAUGGUGACAAAGAGCUUGAUGACCCUCAAGAGAGCGAGAAGCCCGAUGGUGGCUCGGUGUCGCCGCCGGCAAAUGGUCACCAUGAUCCCGACAUCCACGGGUUUGAGAUCCUGGAGUGUAAGUACAAGGUGGCGGUGACGGAGGUGAUCGACCUGAAAGCGGAGCUCAAGGCCCUGAAGGAGAAGUAUAACCAGACGGUGGAGGGUCAGGGAGACGGCCACAGUGACGACAGGGUUCAAGCCCUGACUGAACAGCAGGUAACUCAUCUGGAGCGCAGUCACCGUGAAAGCCGAGAGCGGGUGGCGAUCCUGGAGGCCGAGCUGCGAGCGGCAACGGGCACGGCCACGGAGAGUCAGGGGAUGCUGAACACAGCGCAGGACGAGCUGGUAACCUUCAGCGAAGAACUGGCGCAGCUCUACCACCACGUCUGCAUGUGCAACAACGAGACGCCCAAUCGCGUCAUGCUGGACUACUACCGCCAGAGCCGCGUCACACGCAACGGCAGCCUGAAGGGCUCCGAUGAUCACCGGGCUCUGCUCUCGCCUCGCCUGGCCCGACGCCUCGCUGCAGCAGCCGCGGCGUGCUCCCACGAGCCCCAGAGCAGUCCCAUGGGCUCCCCAUCCAAAGACGGCCAUCACAACGAGACGACAGCCCCCACAGGGGACUCCUCAUCCUGCCACAGCAGCCCCACCCGCAACCCCACGGGCUCCCCAGGCAUCAGCAUCUCUCCUUGCCCGUCUCCACUGCACUCGGAGGUCGGAGGGGACCUGCGGAAGGAGCCCAUGAACAUCUACAACCUGAACGUCAUCAUCAGAGACCAGAUCAAACACCUGCAGAAGGCCGUGGACCGCUCGCUGCAGCUGUCCCGGCAGAGGGCUGCGGCCAGGGAGCUGGCUCCAAUGCUGGACAAGGACAAGGAGUCGUGCAUGGAGGAGAUACUCAAGCUCAAGUCCCUGCUCAGCACCAAGAGAGAGCAGAUAGCCACACUCAGGCUGGUGCUCAAGGCCAACAAACAGACGGCAGAGGGUGCGCUGGCUAAUUUGAAGAGCAAGUAUGAGAAUGAGAAGUCGAUGGUGACCGAGACCAUGAUGAAGCUGAGAAACGAGCUGAAGGCUCUGAAAGAAGACGCCGCCACCUUCUCGUCUCUCAGGGCCAUGUUCGCCACGAGGUGCGACGAGUACGUGACCCAGCUGGAUGAGAUGCAGAGGCAGCUGGCGGCAGCAGAGGACGAGAAGAAGACGUUGAACUCCCUGCUCCGCAUGGCCAUCCAGCAGAAGCUGGCCUUGACCCAGCGUCUGGAGGAUCUGGAGUUUGACCACGAGCAGAUCUACCGAGGCCGCGGCGCCAAAGUGCCCAAGAUUAGAAGCAGCCCGCCCAAAUUUCUUGUAGAUUGUCAGCAGUCUGCUGCCUCAGUAUCGUCACUUUCCCCCCAACUAAGGCGAGGGCGAGCGUCCCUGGCCCGCAGUCGUAAGUUUGUGGCAGACCUGCAGGAUCACCACGCCGUUCUGACCAGCGGUAUUUGCCUGCUCUCCUCUGGCGACCCCUGUAACCAUCUGGUCCAACUCCCCCACCUGCCUGGCCCCUAACCUCCCUGCUCCAGCCCGGGUGCUGGCCAGGGUCUAGGGCCACUCUGGAAGGGAGUUCAGUUCGACUCCCGCUAAACCGCACAGUCCAUCCUGGUGCGCAAUGGACUCCGAGUCCCCCGCCUACACCCCAGCUCCGAGCGCCGCCCGGCCCCCCCGCAGGCCUCCUGGUCCCCCGGGUCGCAGAAGAAGAAGAGCGAUCGACUUCCUCCUGGAAAAGAACUUGACUAUGGCGGGAAACGUCACAGAGACAAAUCAGAGGGACAUCUCUUCCCUUCUUCUUACUUGUAUUUAUUUAUAAUUUAUUGAUCGUUUGGGACACAAGAUAUUUAUUACUGGAAUGUUUUUUUUCUGUGUUGGUUGGAUGGAAAUCAAGGUGUGUUCGAUUGGGUGAAGUGAGGCGAAGGCUUCAGUGAAUCUGUACUCGGCCGAUUCUGCUCUAGUAAACAAAGAAAAACCAAUGCAACCAAAAAACUGAUCUUACUCUUACUCUCUGGCGUUUAAGAUGUUAGAUUAAUAAUCCAAAAUACAGUGUAUGCCAUUUUAAGUAGGAGCGUGAGUGAGAGAACAUUGAUUUUGAGGCUGCAAACAGACUAAUGAAGCUUUGCUUCUCGUGGUGGUGACGGGUGGAGUUCAGCUGCCGUUCUAACACCACUAGUGUUUCUUGGAAUGUCAGUUUUUUUAUACAACUUUUUGAGGGUUUUAUUUGCAGAUCAUGCUCAUAAAUAAUAUAUUUCUACCUUUGUUUAUUUAAUUUUAACUGCUGCUGACCUGGUUGUGUCCGUUAGUGCAGAUCUCUGUAGAGACCGAGGUAGAGGAGAGGAGGUUUGGGAUCAGGACUCGGGCUGUGGCAGGGAUCUGACCGCGCUCUUUUAAACGUCAGUCAUGAAAAGAGGAUUCCCACAUUGGUGUGCCUCUGAUUCAGUUUCCGUCACCUUCAUGCCAACACUGUAUUCUCUCUGUAGAGUGUUCUCUAUCCUCUCUGUGGGCUUUUUUUCCACUUUUAUUUAUCAUGUCCUGGUUGAGUUGUCUCCACAUGCUUCCUUCAAACAGUAUGCAGAACUGUCCAAGCACAAUUAUAGCAAUACGGUAGUGGCACAGGUCGUAGACGGAUCUGGAUGAGAUUCAAACAUUUCUGUCUCCACGAGCAGAAGAAGAAGAAGACGGCAAGAGUCUCCCCGACUUUCUCAAAGCGACGCACUUACAGCACGACUCUCGAUUUCCUUUGUCACAAGGAGAUAGUUUUUUUUUUUUUUUCAUUGACUGCUUUGAGCCCGGAGGGACUGGGCUAAGUCUGACAGAGACAGAUCUAAUUUGUGAUGUUUAUUACAUAAUUGAAGUCCCCUCUCUAUCACUGUCGUUAUAAGAUGAUAUUGUCUUUAACGUGGAUGUCGUCGCCACUGCUAUGAAAACACACUUUGCCACAUGGAUAUGAAACAGACAAACUAAAACUACAUAGCCAGUAUUGUGUUGUAAUGACAUGAGAAAAGCAUUUCCUGUUGCAGACUAUUUAAUCUGUGUGUACACUUGUGUGUACAUUUGUGUGUACAUUUGUUGCGUUUGUUUUGUUAACGAUGUAGAUUGUUGCUACCGAGUGAGGAAAAACGUCUGUGGUCCAAAAGUAGCUCCUGAACCCAUGCAGGUUAACUCUCAUGGUUUGUUUGCACAAUAAAGCUGUGAUGGAGAGAGACUAAUCCAGUGAGAGGAAAUAAAACAUAAAAACUGAGGUUUAAAUAACUGAACACUGUAUUACUGUGAGUUCUACAGUUUUUCCUUUUUCCAUUUUCAAACGUGUUAAAUUGGUUUCACGAGUCAAUUAAAGA
Messenger RNA from Platichthys flesus (European flounder), 4848 nucleotides. RefSeq names its product bicaudal D homolog 1a (gene bicd1a). Bases 224 to 3028 code for a protein of 934 amino acids. The record is from RefSeq and is a predicted model, not a curated record. Gene Ontology annotation, biological process: positive regulation of receptor-mediated endocytosis; microtubule anchoring at microtubule organizing center; regulation of microtubule cytoskeleton organization. Lineage: Eukaryota; Metazoa; Chordata; Actinopteri; Pleuronectiformes; Pleuronectidae. Gene Ontology annotation, molecular function: dynein complex binding; dynactin binding; dynein intermediate chain binding. The transcript is spliced from 10 exons. Gene Ontology annotation, cellular component: cytosol; Golgi apparatus.